Nanorana parkeri is the source of this 4937-nucleotide messenger RNA. RefSeq names its product methyl-CpG binding domain protein 5 (gene MBD5). The record is from RefSeq and is a predicted model, not a curated record. The transcript is spliced from 10 exons. The coding region runs from base 447 to 4814 and encodes 1455 amino acids. Lineage: Eukaryota; Metazoa; Chordata; Amphibia; Anura; Dicroglossidae. Gene Ontology annotation, molecular function: chromatin binding; DNA binding. Gene Ontology annotation, cellular component: nucleus; chromocenter.
AAGUUUGUGAUAACACAAGGUCCCCUGGGAAGUAUUGGAACAUUUUGUCUACAGAUUGGAAAACAAAAAAAAGACAGAAAGAAUGCAGCAUAUAAUCCGUCUUCACCAAUCCCAUCACAAUGUGUUUGGAUACACAAGGAUGAAGUACUCAUUUUCCAUGUGUUAUCACAUCGGCGACUGCUCAUGGAUGGAUUCUACCAGUUCACCGCCGGAGGACACCGUGGCUUAGUGAGAUCUUUUUGUUCCCAGGUCCGUGUGGGAUAUCGCACAGAAAUGGAUUACGGAGACAGUGACCCAUUCUUCUGAGUCGUUGUAAACUUUAUUUACCAAAUGCACUUUGUGCGGAUUACACAACUGUGCAGGAUUGGUCCUCUCAGAGACAUGAGUUCCUAUGGCAUGUGGCAGUCCUCUUUCUGUUAAUAUCUUGGCUGGAUCACAAUAAGAAAAUGAAUGGUGGAAAGGUGUGUGAUGGAGGAGACAACGAUGGCGCCCCGCUGUCAGUGCAGGUUCCAGUGGGCUGGCAACGUCGAGUGGGCCAGAUUGGCGUUGUUUAUAUUAGCCCAAGUGGAUCCCAUCUGUCAUGCUUGGACCAGGUCAAGACAUAUCUUCUCACAGACGGAACCUGCAAGUGUGGUUUAGAGUGCCCUCUCAUUCUGCCGAAGGUGUUUAAUUUUGACCCUGGAGCUGCUGUGAAACAAAGAACUGCAGAGGAUGUUAAGGCCGAUGAGGAUGUGACCAAGCUUUGCAUCCACAAGCGUAAGAUCAUUGCUGUGGCCACAUUGCACAGGAGCAUGGAGACGCCGCACCCCUCACUGGUGUUAACAAGCCCCGGGGGUGGGACAAAUUCUGCUCCUGUGGUAUCCACACGUGCAUCGACUCCACGUUCCAUGAGGAAUAAGUUGCAUGACGGAACUGCUAAUGCUGUUAUGCCAGAAUGUAAAAACCCGUUCAAGCUUAUGGUGAAAGAACACAUGGGAGCUCAGCAGCAUGACCUCCAUUCUGCAUAUUCACGGCAGAGAUUAGGGAGCAGCGAACACGGACACAAAUCACCAUAUCGUGGAAGUCAUGGUGGCAUGCCAAGUCCGGCUUCAUCUGGGUCCCAAAUCUUUGGUGAGGGGCCUCUUUCUCCAAGGACAGACCCCUUGGGAAGUCCUGAUGCAUUCACAAGGAGCAAUCCCAACUUUCAUGCGCCACCCAGUCCCAGUCCCAUUCAUGUAAACAGGACUCCUGUGUCUCCCCAGUCCAUUAUGUUGCGUGGUUCCCCUGUGCAGCCAUCUUGUGCUAUGGUUGGAAGAACGAACAUACCUCUGUCCCCCCCUUUUACCAGCCCAGUGUCUAAAAAAACUGUUUGCAGUUAUCCACCAAACAUGGAUAUGUCUCGUGCAAUGUUUCACCAUAAACCAACACCAGGUCCCCCACCCCCCUUGCCACCACCGCCUCCUCCACCCCCACCACCGCUUUGUGCUCUUCAGAAAAAGCCAUUGACAUCUUCAGAGAAAGAUCCACUUGGUAUUCUAGACCCCAUUCCAAGUAAACCAGUUCUACAAAACCCUGUAUUGAACACUUCCACAUUUCAUCCAAAUGUUCACUCUCAGGUACCUGUGAUGAAUGUAAACAUGCCGCCUGCUGUUGUUCCUUUGCCAAGUAAUCUCCCUUUGCCAACUGUCAAACCCGGUCACAUGAAUCACGGCAAUCAUGUUCAAAGAAUCCAACAUCCACCCUCAUCAUCCUUGUCUCCUUCCCCAGUAACCUCCCCAGUGCACACAAUGCCACCCGGUAUAGGGAGGAUAGAGGCCUCACCCCAAAGAUCACGCUCCUCUUCCACAUCAUCUGACCAUGGGAACUUCAUGAUGCCUCCAAUGGGAACACAACCUUCCUGUGUUGGCCUCAAAGUUCCGCCCCGUUCUCCACGGCCCAACAUGGGCUCUCCAAGACCCUCCAUGCCAUCCAGCCCUUCAGCUAAACCUGAUGGCCAUCAUCAGUACAAAGACAUUCAUAAUCCAUUAAUUGGUGGCAUGGGCAACAUGUUGAACCCCCCAAACAACACCGUAUUCCCCUCAUCAUCGGCUGGUAAUGCUCCUAGUAAGGGUCAGACAGGUUUGCUGGGAAUGCCUUUAAAUCAGAUUUUGAACCAGCAUAAUGCUGCCUCUUUCCCAGCGAGCAGUUUACUUUCAGCAGCAGCCAAAGCACAGCUAGCAAAUCAAAAUAAACUUGCUGGUAAUAAGAGCAGCUCGGGACCUGCAGUUAGCUGCGGCGGCAGUGAUGGAAAUAGCACUUUACCCACAAUGUUUCCUCCGGCCUCCAGCUCGCAUCUACCACCAGCCGAGGGACAGAGUGGUCGGGCAGCUCUGAGAGAUAAACUAAUGUCUCAGCAGAAGGACUUGAGAAAGAGAAAACAGCCUGGGUCAACAGUGAUGAAUCUGCUCAAGCCGCCACCCAUCGAUAAUUCCAGCCUACAAAAGCACGGGCCAGAGUUAAUAAGGAAACAAGGGCAAAAUUCAUUUCCACUGAACUCCAUGUCACAGCUCCUCCAAACCAUGAGUUGUCAAAACUCCCACAUGAACAGCAAUAGCAACACCGUUCCUGACUCGAAUAUGAGUCUGCCUUGCUCCGCCAACCAGAUGAACUAUACUGACAACAGCCUGAACGCCGUCAAUCUCCAUAAUUCACUGGCACAUAACUUACCGAUGAGAGGUGAAGGCGUUUCCUGCCAAAACCCAAACACUAACUUUGUUCAUGGUGGCAAUCCAGUCCCCAAUGCCCAUCUCACCGGGUUCAUCAACCAGAUGCAAAAUAGCAAUUAUGGGAUGCUAAACCAUCCGGGAAAUCCUUUACACCUCAACCCUUCCCAGCCGAGGAUACAGUCAUCAUCCUCGAUACCAAUAAUACCCAACAGCAUUGGUAACAGUACUGAUUCAGGAGGUUCAAUACCAAUGUCAUCAGUAGCAAUAGCUGGCACAGGUCAGCCAGCCGUCACAAAGACCACAUCGGUGCUCCAAGAUGGAGUAAUAGUGACCACAGCUUCUGGGGCACCAAUGCAGAGCCACCAUCCUAUGGGAAACUCCUUCCCAUUUCCAGGACCUGAGCUUUCAAAUCAUUUUGCACAGAAUGCUACCAACAACCAUCCACGACCCAUCAACCCCAAUCAUCUAAACUCUCUGCCGAUGCCAUUACCCAUGAACCAGCAGCAUCUUCUGAAUCAGAAUAUUUUGCAUAUGCUACAGCCUUCAACUGGAGAAGGAGACAUGUCAUCAAUGAACCCUCCCUUAAAUAACCAUCAGCUGUCUCACCUUCAGUCACUUCUAAACGGCAGUCAACAGCAACAACAGCAGCAGCAGCAUCUACAAGGCUUUCCCAAUCUUCACGCCUUGAAAGGACAUGUUUCGGGGCCACCAAACAGUCUAAACCCCAUGGCCUGCUUGUUUCAAAACUUCCAGAUGAAAAUGCAAGAAAACAAAGAGGUCAGUGCGCAGAUGGGAACGUCUUCAAUCUCCGAAAACCCAAACUCAUCGCUUCCUCCAUUCCCCGACAAAUCUUGUAACAUGCCGCAUAGGACAGAACAGUACAUAAAAGAUAGCGUCCGAGAAGGAGACAGUUCGGUGGACGCCAUUUAUAAAGCAGUGGUUGACGCGGCCAGUAAAGGCAUGCAAGUGGUCAUCACGACGGCAGUGUCCAGCACGACGCAGAUGAGCGCUAUCCCAGCACUAAGUGCCAUGAGUGCCUUCACUGCAUCCAUUGGUGAUCCAUUAAACCUGUCAAGCGCAGUGAAUGCCAUCAUCCAUGGCAGAAACAUGGCAAAUUCUGAUCUGGAGGUCAGGACACGGAACACAAGAGGUACCCGAAUGAGGAAGAACCUGGAUCAGAACAAACACAUGGCGGAUGGGGAUGGUUUUGAUUAUUUCAGAGCGGGAUGCAAUACACCUAAAAGGCAGUGGAAUGGCGGUCAAAGUCCGGGUGACAUGAACAGGUGGAAAUGUGAGGACUAUUUGGACCACAACGCACAGGUCCAUGGCAACCCCUACCAAGCGAGGUCUGGCAACAUCUCUCUAUUGCACUCCUUUGAAGAUGAGCAAUGCCAGAUCUUGCUGCCGCCCAGACACUGCCCAAAUGAUAAGAUGCUAGAGGAGAAUUUUAGGUUUAACCAUUACAAAAGGACUAUGAUGAGCUUCAAGGAGAGGUUGGAGAGCACUGUGGAACGUUGCGCGCACAUGAACGGCACUCGGCCCCCGCAGCACAGGGGGUUCGGGGAGCUCCUGAACAUCCCCAAACAAGAGGUCAACAUGGAGGAACAAUCUCCCAGCUCUUCCAACAGUUUAGAAAGUUCUUUAGCAAGAGACUACAUUCAUUAUAAUGGAGACUUCCAUGCCAAAGGCAUGAACGGGUGCGUCCCUAGCCCCUCGGACACUAAGAGCAUCAGUAGCGAGGAUGACCUGCGGAUUCCCGACUCCCCUUCUUCUAAUGAUUUAAUGCAUUAUAGGCCAAGGACGUUUAAUAUGGGUGACUUGGUCUGGGGGCAGAUUAAAGGACUGGCAUCGUGGCCUGGAAAAUUUGUGCGGGACGACCUGCGUAAUUCAUAUCAACAGAACUCGGAGGAAGGGAAGGUGGACAGUGACAAGCUGAGGACAUUGACGGAGGGACUGGAAGCUUACAAUCGUGUCCAGAAAAGCAACAGAAAAAGUGGAACACUAAAUAACCAUCUAGAAGCUGCGAUACAUGAGGCCAUGAAUGAGCUGGACAAAAUAUCUGGCAAUGUGUCUCAGAGGGAUCGACAGCUGAAGGCCCCAAAACCCAAGAGGAGGAAGAUCUCCAGAUAACAUUGACAGAGCUUAAGAUCAUUUAUCUGUAUAUAGGCAUUGAUAUUAAUAUAUGUAUAUCAAUAUUUCUAGAUAUCACCACCUGGUGUAAAGUGAAUAUAUGUGGUAAAUAUUUUUGCAUUU